Geodia barretti is the source of this 708-nucleotide messenger RNA. NCBI's taxonomy places the organism in Eukaryota, Metazoa, Porifera, Demospongiae, Tetractinellida, Geodiidae. The record is from the annotation of a GenBank genome assembly.
AUGGGCUUUGGCGGCGCGGCGGCCCGGAUGUUCUGCCGCGAGGGAGCCAGGGUCGUGCUGGGUGACAUCAACACCGAGGGCGGUGAACGCACCGCGGAGCAGAUCCGCGCCGCCGGUGGUGAUGCAAUCUUCGUCAAGCUCGACGUGACCCAGGAGCAGGACUGGAUCGACGCUGUGGCCGCCACCGUGGCCGCCUAUGGCACGCUGAACGUCCUGGUGAACAACGCCGGGUCCGGCGCUCGCUACACCGUUGAGGAGACCACCGAAGAGGCCUGGGACAGUCAGAUCGACGUCCACGGCAAGGGAACCUUCCUCGGAACCAAGCACGCCAUCCCCGAAAUGCUCAAGGCGGGCAGCGGCUCCAUCGUCAACAUCUCCUCCAUCUACGGUCUGGUUGGGAGCCCCACCUCCACGGCCUAUCAUGCCGGCAAGGGCGCCAUUCGGCUUUUGACCAAGUCCACCGCCAUCCAGUAUGCCGUGGACAAUAUCCGCGCGAAUUCCAUCCACCCCGGCUACUGCCGGACGCCAUUGACCUCUCGCAGCUACGAGAACGAAAGGCACUUCACCUGGAUCAACGAGCAGAUUCCCAUGGGAAGGGUGGGCAACGCGGACGACAUCGCUUACGGCAUCGUUUUCCUGGCGUCCGACGAGUCGUCCUUCAUGACCGGGUCUGAGCUCGUCAUUGACGGCGGCACCACGGCGCAGUAG